Messenger RNA from Rubroshorea leprosula, 1723 nucleotides. The record is from the annotation of a GenBank genome assembly. NCBI's taxonomy places the organism in Eukaryota, Viridiplantae, Streptophyta, Magnoliopsida, Malvales, Dipterocarpaceae.
CAGGUACCUUCAAGCAUCAAGCAAUUUUUUUUUUUUUUUUUGUUACUAACAAUGUUCAGCUCCAAAGGUUCAGGAACUCCCAAUCAGCCCCAUAUUGCUGUCUUCCCAUGUGCCGGAAUCGGCCACCUGACUCCGUUCCUCCGCCUUGCUUCCAUCCUCCUUUCUCAAAACUGUGAAGUUACUCUCAUCACCGCCAAGCCAACAGUAUCACUUUCCGAGUCAAUGAACAUCUCUUUCUUCCUUUCUACACAUCCUGAAGUCAAGCAUGUUGAGUUCCAAGUCCUUCCUUCGGAACCUCACAAUAGUACAGAUGAUCCCUUUUUCCUUCAAUUUGAAGCCGUUCGCCGCUCUAUGCACCUCCUACUUCCCUUGCUGUCUGAUUUAUCUCCACCUCUUUCUGCCAUAUUUUCUGACUUCGUAGUAGCUUCUGCUGUUCAUCAAAUUGCUGCUGAUCUUGGCCUUCCACAGUAUAUUUUAAUAACCACAUCUGCUACAUUUUUUUCACUUAUGGCAUAUCUACCCAACAUGAUAUAUGAUCCUGCUAAAUUUAGCAGCCUUUUAGCUGAAGUCGAGAUCCCGGGACUAACACCAGUACCCGUGUCAAGCAUUCCUCCUCCGAUGUUUACCCCGAAUCAUCUUUUUACAUCUAUUAUCUUAACGAAUAUUAGAGCUUUCCAAGAAGUCAAAGGAAUUCUAAUGAAUACCUUUCACUGGUUUGAACCAGAAGCACUAUCUUUUCUCAACAAUUAUAAAGCUCUUGGUAGUUUCCCACCUGUUCUCCCUGUUGGACCCUUAGUGCCUUAUGAGCUUGGGGGAGAACAGAGCCAGUAUCUAGAAUGGUUGGACAACCAGCCAACAGAAUCAGUGGUUUAUGUAAGCUUUGGAAGCAGAACAUCAAUCUCAAAGGAGCAGAUGAUAGAACUCGGAGAUGCACUGGACAGAAGUGAAUAUCGAUUCCUGUGGGUGAUCAAGGGCAGAAAAGUUGAUUAUGAUGAUAAAGAAAGUCUAGAGGACUUAGUAAGUCAUUCAUUUCUUGAAAGAACAAAGAACAGGGGGAUGGUAGUGAAAGGUUGGGUAAAGCAACAAGAGAUUCUGGCACAUCCUGCCAUAGGAGGCUUUGUUAGUCACUGCGGGUGGAACUCAGUGACGGAAGCGGCUCAGCGAGGAAUACCAGUGCUGGCGUGGCCUCUUCAUGGUGACCAAAGAGUGAAUGCAGAUGUUGUGGAGAAAGCAGGCUUCGGGACAUCAGAAAGAAGCUGGGGCUGGAUGGGCCAGAGGCUAGUGAAGCAAGAUGAGAUUCAGAGAAAGAUUGAUGAGUUAAUGAGAGAUGAGAAGCUAAGGAGUAGAGCAAAAAAGGUGGGGGAAGAAGGUAAGAAGGCUGGAAACACUGGUGGGAGUUCAGAAAAGGUGAUCAUGGAAGUCAUCGAGUUGUUAAAGCAGAACAUGACGAACUAAAGUUCAAAAUGUCACCGUCUUCUUUCUAUUAUCAUGAGCUCUUUUCCUUUUUCUUGGUGGGUUAAAUUGUUAUCAGAUUGUCUAUUUAUAAAAAAGAAAGGGCUUGAGCCUGCAUAUUUAUGGGAGGAAAAUAUGUCAACAUUGCUUUCUGCAGAUGGUUUCACCUGUGAAAUUCCAUAGCAGAAACAGAAAAGAUCUGAAGUGGAAAUUCGCACGUCAAAAGAAAAUACAAAUUUUUUUUUGUAAUGAAUAAAAACAACAAGAGUGA